AUGACCGAUAACACGUCGCACGACUCCAUCGAACCAAUGGAGGUGGAUUCCGCGCCGCCUGCGGUAAUUUCUUCGCUUCUUUUGGUUUUUGGAUGAUUUCUAACUGGGGAAAUUGAUUUUAGGCCCAGGAAGAGCCGGAAAAGAUGGAUCACGAGGAAGGAACGUCGAAUUCCGAGGCCGCCGACUCGUUCGCUCGUUUCGAACGACUUCUCCAGAAGACUGAGAACUUUUCGCACUGUCUUUCGUCCGGAGACGCCAAGUGUAAGCGUUUUUCAUAAAUAUCAUUAUUUUUUUCAAAAAAAUCGAUAAAAACGAUUUUCAGUGGCUCAGGCGGUUCCGCAAGGCGUCAAGAAGCGCGGAAGACCGGCGAAGGCGAGCGGGAUCGAAGGAGAUCAUCGCCAUCGAAAAACUGAACAGGUAAUAUUGGAAAUUGGGGGAAAAUCUCGAAAUUUCGACGGAACUUGCAGGAAGAAGACGAGGAAAUGGUGGCGGACGCCGUCAAAUCCGACGAUUUGGUCAUCUUCGACAAAUCUCCGUUCUACAUUGAAAACGGAGAAAUGAGGUGAGUGAAAGGAUAAAUUUAGGCCCCGGAUGUACCGUUCUGCAGAGAUUAUCAAGUUCGCGGACUCAACUGGCUCGCCUCGCUACAGCACAACAAUAUAAACGGAAUUCUGGCCGAUGAAAUGGUAAACAUUGCAGAUUUGCGGAUUUUUGAUAACUUUUCAACUUUUCGCCAAUGUUCAGGGUCUCGGAAAGACGCUGCAAACGAUUUCGCUGCUCGGCUACAUGAAGCACUACAAAAAUCAGCCGUCGCCGCACCUCGUCAUCGUUCCGAAAUCGACCCUUCAGAAUUGGAUGAACGAGUUCAAAAAGUGGUGUCCGACACUGAACGCCGUCUGUUUGAUCGGAGACGAGGAGGCCAGAGUGAGUCCAAAUAAUGCGAAAUUUAAGGAAAAAAAAUUUGCUUCAGAAUACGGUGUUACGGGAUGUCAUUCUGCCGGGAGACUUUGACGUCUGCUGCACCACUUACGAAAUGAUGCUCAAAGCGAAAGGACAGCUCCGAAAACUCAGCUGGAGGUACAUUGUCAUCGACGAGGCGCAUCGCAUCAAGAACGAGAAAAGCAAGGUGAAAAUUCGCGAUGUUAGGUGGAAUUUCCACUAAUUUUCUCGCAAUUUCAGUUGUCCGAAUCGGUGCGCGAACUUCGCUCACAGAAUCGUCUGCUGAUCACGGGAACGCCGUUGCAGAACAAUCUGCACGAGCUGUGGGCCCUCCUCAACUUCCUCCUCCCCGACAUUUUCACCUCCUCCGAAGACUUUGACUCGUGGUUCUCAAGCGACGCGAUGAGCGGCAACACCGAUCUCAUACAGCGUUUGCAUCGGGUAAGUUCUCAGAGAUUUUCAGGAAAAACGAUUUUUAUAAUUUGGAACGAACAAAUGUUUGCAGGUGCUGCAACCGUUCCUCCUCCGCCGUAUCAAGUCGGACGUCGAAAAGUCGUUGUUGCCGAAGAAGGAGGUGAAAGUGUACGUGGGACUGUCGAAGAUGCAGCGCGAGUGGUACACGAAGGUGCUGAUGAAGGACAUCGACGUGAUCAACGGCGCGGGCAAAGUGGAGAAGGCGCGGCUGAUGAACAUUCUGAUGCAUCUGCGCAAGUGCGUCAACCAUCCGUACCUGUUCGACGGCGCCGAGCCCGGACCGCCCUACACCACCGACCAGCACCUCGUCGAAAAUUCCGGAAAGAUGGUGGUGCUGGACAAGCUGCUGGUGAAGCUGAAGGAACAGGGCUCGCGCGUGCUCAUCUUCUCGCAGUUCUCGCGAAUGCUCGACCUGCUCGAGGACUACUGUUGGUGGCGCCGCUACGAUUACUGUCGGUUGGACGGAUCCACGCCGCACGAGGACCGCACCGCCGCGAUAGACGCCUACAACGCGCCCGACUCGGAGAAGUUUGUGUUCAUGCUGACGACGCGUGCCGGAGGACUCGGAAUCAACCUGGCCACCGCCGACGUCGUCAUCAUCUACGAUUCGGACUGGAACCCGCAGUCGGACCUGCAGGCGAUGGACCGCGCGCACCGAAUUGGACAGAAGAAACAGGUGCGCGUGUUCCGCUUCAUCACGGAGAACACGGUCGACGAGCGGAUCAUCGAGAAGGCCGAGGCGAAACUCCGACUCGACAACAUCGUCAUUCAGCAGGGACGCAUGAUGGAGGCGCAGAAGACGCUCGGCAAAGACGACAUGAUCAAUAUGAUUCGACAUGGCGCCGAACAGGUACGGUUCGGCAUUCACGUGUUUAGUGGAAGCAAAAUAAGGCGCAGAAGUGCGAUGAGACACGUUUACACCUGAAAUUGUAGCUGAUAGAACUCUAAAGGCUUUAAGUGUAGGGUAAUUUAUAUUUAGCGAUUAUUAGAUAGUUUAAAAGCGAUUUAGCGAUUAAGGACACACUGAUUUUGACGAUUGAUAUUUUGCAUCGACUGUCGACUUCAAAAACCAUCGUUUUCGUAUAGGUGUUCGCUGCGAAAGACUCGACGAUCAGCGACGACGACAUCGACACGAUUCUAGAGAAGGCGGAGGUGAAGACGGCGGCGUUGAACGAGAAAAUGGGCAAGAUCGACGAGAACAAUCUGCGGAACAUGACGUUCGAGGACAGCAAAUUCACCGUCUACCAGUUUGAGGGCGAGAAUUACAAGGGAAAACAGGCGGACGGAAUGGGCCACUUCUGGAUUGAGCCGCCAAAGAGAGAACGAAAAGCCAACUAUCAGGUUGGGCGCGAAAUUUUAGGCCAAAGUAUUAUAACUUUCUGGUUUCAGGUGGAUUUGUACUACAAAGAAGCGAUGCGCAGCGGAAAUCCGUCGGAGAAACAGUCGAAGGCGCCGCGUCCGAAGCUGCCGCAAGUGUACGACUUCCAGUUCUAUCCGAGACGCCUUUUCGAGCUGCUCGACCGCGAAAUUUAUCAUUAUCGCAAGACGAUCGGAUAUGUGGUAAGCAAAUGCGAACUUUGGGCGAAAAUUGCGCUAAAUUUGAUCAGAGUUGA
This is a messenger RNA of Caenorhabditis sp. 36 PRJEB53466, 3026 nucleotides long. The record is from the annotation of a GenBank genome assembly. NCBI's taxonomy places the organism in Eukaryota, Metazoa, Nematoda, Chromadorea, Rhabditida, Rhabditidae.